AUGCCUUUCUUUCCGACGGCGCUGUUUCGGCGUCGUCUACGAGGCAACCAAGCGGACGCGGCUACAGUCCCAGGCAAAGCCGCUCCGCACGUGUCCUCGCACUCGCCGCCGCUCGCGGUGUGCCUGCGCGACCCGCCCUUUGUGUUUUUCCCGGCCUUCGUCUUUUGGCUCGCGGGCAUAUCCGCCGCGCGCGCGGCUGCGCUCAUUUUCCACGCUGCCGCCCACGCGCCGGCUGCGAAGGCGGGCGCAGGCGAGGAGGAAGGCGCGCUCUUCAAGACGUUUUCCUCUGAGCGCGAGCGGCGGCUGUUGCUAAGGCCGGGUGACUGUGCCCUUCGCGACGAGGAGCGGGAAGGGGGGGGCAGCAGGCGGCCGCGCGUGAGCAAGAAAACCAGCCGCGAGAAGUUUUUGCUGCACGAGGGCUACUCGCAGGGCGACGUCAAGAUUCUUGAGAAGCUGUUGCUGCGUUUCGUGGCGCAGCAGUACCUCUUCUUCGGCCUCCUCGUCGGGCAAGAUGCCUUCCAUGAGGACGCUCUUGCGCCUGUGCGCCACGACCCCCUGGCGGCCGUCCUCGCGUUCCAGGAGGCUGCGAAGCUCCUAGAGGCGCGCCUCCUCGCCUCCGCUCGGAUGCCGUCCCCCGCGCCCUCCCUCCUUGCCCUCUUCGCGCCUGAAGCAGCACGGGGCGCCUGCGGCCGCGCGGUCGCGACGGGCGCGGCGCCUCCCCACGCCCAGUCCGUCAGAGCUGCCUGCGGCUCUCGUUCUCGGAAUGCGAGUGCGCUUUCUCCCGACGACGCCAUCCGGCGGAGUGGCAGCCAACCUACCAACGCGAGGGGCGCGAAGCGAAGCGACAUUGCCUCGCCGGAGAGGCGAGACGCGGACACGCUGGACGCUGGUGAUGCGGCGCGCAGAGAGGCGGAGGAAGGCCAGGACGAGGAGCGGUGGAGAAGGCCGAUUCUGAAGGGGACUGCCAAAAGAAGCGUGCGGCGAGCCGAAGACGGCGGGAAGGGCGUUCCACAUGUGGGCACAUCGUUCCACUCUGCGAUCGCAGCCUCGCCCACGCUGUCGGGUGCGGGCGGAGGCGCGCAGGACAGAGUCGCGAAUCUUCCCGCCCCGGUUUGGCGCCGGCUGCGUCAAGGCUACUUCUCGCUGGACCCGCGCUUUCUUCUUCAUCUGCUGCUGCUUCCUCACGCACAGCAGAAACUUGUGAUGCGCGUGGACUCGGCGGGAGGCGGCGUGCUGGAGGUGCUGUACGGGAGCGGCGAGUGCGACGCCGUUCCCGGCUUCCUCUGCCGGCGCGACGACGCGCGCAGGAAGAAGGCGCAUCUGCUUCCGCGACCCGGGCUUCGACUCUUUCUCCAGAAGUUCUGGAAGCGAAAGAGCCCCGGCCUCGAGAGAGCGCUGUGCGCGGCGCUGGCCACGCAGUCGAACUGCGCUUUGGUCGCGGUGUAUCGACAGCUAGACAACCUGCGAAUCGUCAGCAGAUUCGUGGCGAUUUCUGUGCUUCACCAGCGGCGGCUGCUCGUUGAAAACUACCACGCGUUCCGCCACGCACACCCGCGCUCCUUUGAGCGUCACACAGGCAAUCUAGCCGGCACGAGGCUGCCGCCAGAAUCGCCUCUCGAGCUUCUCGUUGAGGUUGCGACCCGCGCUGCGCGGGUGGAGGCGGCAGAGAGUGACGAUGACAAGAGCGACUACGACGGCUGCGAGACGAAGAGUGCGAAGCGAGGCGCCGCCGCUUGCGCCUUCGCCUCCUCGGGGUGUACGUGCGCUGCGACCUCUCCAGCGGCGUGCGCCUUUCUUCCGAAGGACGACCGUCUUUUUGUUCCCGCCCCUUCCCUCGCCGACGGACGCGCAGACGCCUGGAGAAAGAGCGCCGCCCACGGCGUGUGCCUCGGCGCAGCACGAGCGAGGGGGCGGGCGAGCCGCGACACAGGGGAGGAGAGAGGCGGGCGGCGCGCGGGUGCAGGUUGCGAAGACGUCCAGGACGCGUUGGGGGAGGUUCAGGCCGCGUGGCUGCCCAUCUGCAUCGCUGUGCGACUCCUCACCCCGGCCUUUCUUGGGCCGCGUCUGCAAUACACAUACUGGCGCCUGUGUUUUCUGCUGCACCAUAAAAUUCAGUUACCAGCGCUCGUGCCGGAUGCGUUGCAGGCGACGGCCGCAGGCACUCUUUUCGACUUUACGCCGCACGCCACCGAAGGCCAGUACCCGUUUCUGUGCGAGGACGAAAACUUCCACGCGCCCGCGGAGCCAGCCAGGGAAGCCAAGCCGACUCACCUGCGGCGGAGUCGAACCGCGGCGCCGAGUCGGCAGCAGCUCCCCGCGCUGGCGGCUCCUGGCAAAAAAGCGGUGCGGAUGCGCGAGCCACACAGUCACGAGGGUUUCCAGCGAAGCCCUUCAUCCGUCUUUUCGGCACCCCCUGCCUCGCCCGAGCCGCUCUUUCCGCUCUUCUGUGCGCCCAGGCUGCCGCUGUGCUGCUUCCGCUGCAUCGACACUGUGGCUCAGGACUUCCUCGCCUUCUUGUUCGGCGUCAACGCGCCGGCGGCGCGCCAAGCAGCCGCCGGAUCUCUGCCGCACAGGCGCGCCGACGUGUUCGCAGCAGCGCGAGGCUGCGCUCGGGAGGGGCGCGGGAGGAGGCGCGGAGGGAAGAGUGACGGCGAAGUCGAGUGGAAACGCGAGUGCGCACGAGCUACGCAGGAGGCAGCCACGCUCCAGAUUCCGGCGUGGUGUACGUGCGGCAGCUCCUACAUCGCCAAGCGGUGGAAGGCACUCUGCGGAGGCUCAGACGAGAUGACGGAGCACCUCACCAUGGGCAGAAGGAAUCGCGUUUUCGCAUCUCUACUCGAGAAAGUCCUGCAGCACGAAGCCGCGCUUCUUGUGGAACUCGCGCGAGAGGAAAGGAGCGGAGUUCAUCGAAACCCGAGAGCAUUGGGAGCCGCCGCGCACGCAGAGCUGUCAGAGGCGACAGCCAACGAAAAAGGGGACUCCGAAGACACCAACCGAAGCGCUGAAAGCAGACCCCCGGGAGAACGCGUCAGCGAAGCAAACUGCAAAAAGCUUGGAGCCGACAGCAGAAACCUGGCAGCGCGAGAUGAGGGAGGUGAGAGAGGGGAAGGGAUCUUGCGGCUCUCGAUCGAUGCGUUCGCCGCGGAACGACCGGCAGAACGCGCGGCCAGCGAGAAGAGAAACGGAAAGAACCUCGACGCUGUGGCUUCAGGCGCAGGAGGGGGGGAUAGUUGCGUAGCGCCGAGCGAUGCCUCGACUGUAGCGGGGACAGAUAUCGCGUUGGCACUCCGAGCGUUUCUCUCGUUUCUGUGUUGCUUUUCGUCUCCGCUGCGCUUCCGCUCCUCUCUCCUUCACCUCUGGGACCUUGGAAACGCUCUGGGCGGCGGCGCGCCGAACGCAGACGUUGAGGACGAAAAGGCCGUUCUCCCGCUCUCUCCUCCGGCAGAUUUGGUGCGCGGUGUACAUACACUGACAGCGGACUGCGCCGCGCAGCCUCCUCGCGACCCCGCCGAGCGCCGACUUUCCACGGCUUCUUCGUCUAGACUGCCUCGCGGAUUUGAGGAAACCGCGCACUCACUGGCGCGAGAGCGACACGAUAACGGCGUUCCUAUGGAAGGCGCGGCGGCCCUCUUCUCGCACGGGAAAGGCGGCGCUGCAGCGGCCGCGUGGCUAGCUCCUGGAGGGACACUAGCUGACCGCGAGAGUCGCGGACCACCUGGAGGAGCCUCGUCUGCCACGGCGACCGAAGCCGCAGGUCUCUCCUUCUCGGGCGCGCGUCGCCGUCAGGGCGCGGCAGACGUGCAUCUUCUCUUCGCCGCAGUUGAGCACGCCUUCGUCGAGCUUCUGCUGGCAGACCCAGUCCCGGCGAGACGCUCGCCUCAGGCUCCGCCUCCUCAGGCGCUUUCGCCUGGCGGCAGCCCGCAGCUUUCUCUCCCACGCGAGGCGCGCACGGGCGAGCUGGAAGGCCGCAGGGAGGAGGCGCAGCCUGCGGCCGGCGUGGAGCAACUGACGGAGGACGCAGGGCGCGCUCAGCAGGGCGGCGAAGCUACCGCGGAGAGGCCUGGCGCGCCGGAGGCUCCCAACGAGCGACCAUCGGAGUCGGCGCCCGACGGGGGCGCCGGCCGACGAGCGGGGCGAGGCCCGGCGGGGCGGGGGCGGCGAUCGCGGGCUGGCGGCGCGGACGCGGAGCCGGGCGACAGAGAUUCGUCGCCCUGCUCGGCCUCCGAGCGCGAGCGGACGAAGACGAGGCGCCGGAAGGAGGACAGGGACGAGCGGAGACGGAGGCGGAAGGGACGCCGAGAAGGCGAGAACGAGAAGACCGACAGAGAGAGAGAAGACAGCGAACGUGCGCAGGAAGACGCGAAAUCCGCAGACGCGAGGGCGUUCCUCUCGCGCUGCUGUGUCUUCGCAGCCGCGCUCUGUGCAAAGCCUCCCCGACGCUGCGAAGGCCGCGCGGGCAGUGCACGCCCCGGCCGCCGAUAG
Besnoitia besnoiti is the source of this 4482-nucleotide messenger RNA. RefSeq lists its product as uncharacterized. The transcript has a single exon. Lineage: Eukaryota; Apicomplexa; Conoidasida; Eucoccidiorida; Sarcocystidae. The record is from RefSeq and is a predicted model, not a curated record. Bases 1 to 4482 code for a protein of 1493 amino acids.